Molecule: messenger RNA, 1352 nt
Organism: Musca domestica (house fly)
Lineage: Eukaryota; Metazoa; Arthropoda; Insecta; Diptera; Muscidae
Gene: CCHa1
Product: neuropeptide CCHamide-1
Exons: 4
Coding region: 230-799 (189 amino acids)
Biological process (GO): neuropeptide signaling pathway
Molecular function (GO): neuropeptide hormone activity
Source: RefSeq, a predicted model, not a curated record
UAAAUUGUACCACAAACUCUAACGGAAAUAAGUCCGCCCCGCAGAACACGCAACAAAUUCAAACGAAGAUAUCAACAAGUUUUCAAAAAAAAAAAAAAAAAAAAAUAUUUCGCAAAAAACGAAUACUUUUUAACCAAAAAAAAAGACGUGUAGCCGUGUAACAUAUUACAAAAAGCAGAGACAUUUUGUAUUAAAUAAUUGGUUAAAAGGAAUCACAAGAAAAAGCACAAUGACAUUUAAAAUUAUCUACUGUGUCCUUUUGUUUUUUCUCCUAACACAUACAUCGGUUAAAGGAUCAUGUUUGGAAUACGGACACUCUUGUUGGGGUGCCCAUGGUAAGCGUUCCGGAAAUAACAAAUUACAGCAUAUGGACAAAAAACUGGUUAAUGAAGUGGACUUUGCUGAUUUGAAUGCUAUAAAGGAGCCCUACGAUAGCACUGAGGAUAAUGUGAAAGGCUCCUAUGACACAAGUGCUGCAAAAAAUAGCGAUACAUCCAAGACAUCAAACGAUUUCAACAAUGAAACCAACAAUGAGAAAAUUCUUAAAUUGGAAAAUCUACUCCUCAAAAGAUUAAGUGAAAAUGGAAAACACCAAAGGAAUGAUAAACAAUCUGCGAAUAUGAACGAGCAGCUGACCUCCCGCAAUGGAAAUAACCCAGAUGUUAAUUUGAACUACAGAUGGCGUCGCUUACCCCUCUACAAUUUCAGGCAUUUUCAAAUUACAAACGACAAUUGGCUUAACGAUUUGGAAAGGGAGCAGAAUCCACAUGCCAACGGCAAUGAUGAUGAUUAUAUAUAAAAAAAAUAAUUUAUAUAAUCACAAGGCGAAUAUAAAUUAAAAAACAAUGUGAAAAAAGACUCAUCAAGAUAUUUCCCCUAAAAAUACAAGCAAACAAAACUAGUAAACAAAAUAUUUUAUCGCAUAAUGUUUCUUUUUUUUGUAAAAAUCAACAAUCUACAAGUUUUUAUGUAAAUGUCAGCAAUCGAUAAAAAAAUAACCAAACAAAAAAAAAAAUUAUAUUUGCAUGUUAUAAAGUAAUUACUAAACAAUUAUUAAAUGUUUAAAUGAAGGCCGAUAGCAUCUAUACACGUAAAUUAUUAAUAAAAAAUUAUAAAAACACUGUAUUUUAUGUUAAAGCAAACGCUGAAUUGCAGGCAAGCAGCAGCCCAUGUAUUUCCCAUUUUUAUUGAUUUUGAAUAAAACGAUUUAUUUUUUUCAAUUAACACUUAUUAUGAUUAUUAUAAAUAAAUUUGAAAUGAAUUGUCACAGCUAUUGAUGUCCAUGGCUGGAGACAUUAAUAAUUGUGACAUGGCAAUCCAUCAGAAAGAAGGCAAAAAUAGUUAGUUUUUCA